GACGACGGAGCAGCCACGAGCGUCCCGGUGCAUAAUAUUUCCGUUCAGUUUCCGUUCGGAGUUGCCCGCGGUAACAUCUUGUGUGCGUGGUUCCUAGGUUUGGUUGGGAGGUAUUCUCAUAGAAUUACUGUUGGACGGAUUAAUCGCAAUUUCCCGCCGUCUGCAAAGGCAGGUACGACACCGCGACCUGGAGUAAGUGUUUGGACUAUCCGUUGUGAAGUUGAGAAGUGUCAGCCGGUGUCGACUCUAUCACUUUAAUCUCCCGUUUGUUUAACUCAUGUGGUGGGUUCAUACUGAAGUGGGAUAUUCCAGCACUAAUCAGUGAUGUCUUUUGUGUAGUGAUCUGAGUCAGUGAUCGUAGUGAUUAGCAACGGUCGUGACCGCGUGGGUAGAUUCUGCAGGUUUCAUUUAGACGCUCUCGUUUAUCGUUAGCGAGCAAAAGUUUUUAAUUGGGCGGAAGUCACAUUACUGGAGGCUGAAAUAACAAUAUUUGGGGAUGAUGUAUCGAUAAGCCGUCUAUCUGUCGGCGACCACCGGCCUAUUUACUGAACUGAACUGUAUCAACCGGUACCGUCUUAAUAUUAUGCGGUGUUUGCAUGAAAACUAUGCUGCUCAGAUGUAGACACUGCCCCAUGAUUGAGGUGGAUUUUGCAUAAUUUUACGUAAACUCUACAUCACUGAAUCAACUUGAGUCUCGAGGACGGUGGUAAGCAAAACAGACGGAGUGAUUUACGGACCUUGGCUGUAUUGUCGGAGGAAUAUCAUUAUUCUGGAGGUGCAGGCCUUGGAAACAUGACGUUUACAAAAAUCUCGCUAAUCGAAACCGAACAAUUACCAUGAACUGUGCAUUGAUUGACUAAAUUAUAUUUUAUUCGAACUUAUUGGCUGCGAGAGUACCUAACGUGGAAUUACCAGUUUAAAACAGUAUCGUGCGUUUGAGUACUGAGCUCUGGAUGGAAUACUAAUUAGCGAUCGAUUGGCUUUGCAUUACAAACAUAGAAAAAAUACCUACCAAUAUGUCAUCAGUCGGUUCGGAUGUAAUAAUCAAGCAUAAUGGGAACGGAACCUCUUCGGGUGUUCAAUCAACUGUAGCGACCUUGAGCGGGCCGCCUUUGGAGAGUGCCACUGUAGUCAGCAAGGAAUUAUUUAUCGCGACUAUUGAGGAUGGCAUUAGUGCUGCAAAAGGUGCCGGUGUACUACCGGAACAGGAAUCCGCUUAUCACUGUGGUUGGUGGAGCGUGCGGCCACGGUGGAUGCAGAGGUUUAUGACACCCAAAUGGGCGUUAUUUUGGCUUUGCUGGGCCGGAGCUGUGCAAGGACUGGUCGUCAAUGGUUUCAUCAACGUUGUCAUCACUACGAUCGAGCGGCGCUUCGGACUGAGAUCGACGCAGACCGGCCUUGUCGCGAGCGGAUACGAUAUCGCAUCCUUUCUGUGCCUGGUACCGGUGUCGUACUUUGGCGGUCGGCUUGGGGCGUCCAAACCGCGCUGGAUUGGCUGGGGCGUCGCUGUAAUGGGCCUGGGAGCGUUUGUGUUCGCCCUGCCGCACUUUCUAGUCGGACAGUAUCGGGCGACCAAUUCGGAGCAAAAUGUCUGCCUGGCAGCAGCCACCGCUGUCGAACUGCUUGCUAACGAUACCACAGCGAAGGCUGCCCGCCUUCUUGGGGAGACUUGCACACUGAACGCGGGUGAUCUGAUUGGAAAUGGAGGAGAGAACAGCGAGAAUCUCUCCUGGAAUGUGUGGUUUUUCUUCACUGCCCAACUGCUGCUGGGAGCCGGAGCCUCCCCGUUGUACACCCUCGGUGUAACGUACAUCGACGAGAACGUUUCGAAGAAAAUGUCAUCUGUUUAUUUAGGAAUCUAUUAUACAAUGGCCGUCGUAGGCCCAGCAGCAGGCUACGUAAUAGGAGGACAACUACUGCUUUUCUACACGGACAUGUUUGUGGUAGACUCAUCGAUAUUGGGUCUUACACCCCACAGUAAGGUUUGGGUCGGUGCCUGGUGGAUUGGAUUCGUUUUUAUGGCUGCUUUUUGUCUGCUGCUGGCAAUACCGAUACUGGCGUAUCCUCGAGCCCUGCCCGGUUCGGACAAGCUGGAGAAAGUUUCCGAGGCGCACAAAGGCGAUGCCGACCAGAACAAGCAAACGUUUACCAAGAUCCGAGAAAUCCCAAAAGCGCUGGUCGCACUGCUAAAGAAUCCAACGUUUUUCUUCCUUAACCUGGCGGGUGCCUCCGAGGGACUCGUUAUAUCCGGUUUUGCUGUAUUCCUGCCGAAGUUGAUUGAAAACCAGUUCAGUGUGACUGCCGUCUGGUCGGCAUUAUUGAUGGGUAUCAUCACAGUUCCGGCUGGCGGUGGCGGAACUUUCCUUGGAGGCUAUCUAGUCAAAAAGCUGAAUCUCAGCUGUUCGGGAAUCAUUCGCUUUUGUUUGUUCGCGACAAUAUUUGCUGCCCUAUUCACGAUCUGUUUCUUCCUGUCCUGUCCGAAUCUAACGUUCGCCGGUGUCACAGCACCUUAUUUUCCCCAGGAAAAUCUGUACACACCGGUGGCACGAUCGACUGAAUUAUUUGUGCUACCGAAAACACUGGACAACGCAUGCAACAGCAAAUGCUCGUGCAGCAAAAUGAACUACGAACCGAUUUGCGGUGCAGAUGGGGUUAUGUACUAUUCUCCCUGCCACGCGGGAUGCGCCGCUGAAGUGAACCUGGAAAACACGAAGGUCUAUAAGGAGUGUGCCUGUAUCAACGCUACGUUCGGGCCGAAUGAACCGUACAGGAGCUACGACGCGGUGAACACGAUGUGCGACUCGCAGUGCGACCACCUGUGGAUGUUCGUUGGUUUGUGUUUCCUGGUGAUGUUUUUCACCUUUUUGGCCACGAUGCCGGCUCUCUCGGCCACGCUGCGUUGCGUUCACGACGACCAGCGUUCAUUUGCACUCGGAAUACAGUGGAUCAAGGUGCGGGUGUUGGGCACGAUUCCGGCACCGAUGAUUUUCGGUCGGCUAAUCGACGAAACGUGCAUCCUGUGGCAAGAAUCAUGCGAUGGUCACGGUGCUUGUUUAGUGUAUGAUAACGCGUCUAUGAGCAAGUAUAUGCUGCUGCUGGCACUAGUUGGAAAAGCGUGCUCCGUUAUAUUUUUCUUCGGCGCUUGGUUCUACUAUAUUCCUCCGAAAGCAAUACACAAUGGUGGGGAUGACGAAGCACGUGGAAAGCAACAGGUUAACGGCGAGUCCAUACACGUGGAAAAAUACUGAAAAACGGUUAAUCGAAUUUCUCUGUUUAUUUAUCUGCUCAAAUUGCGACAUCGUUCGUGUAUGUAUGCGUGUCUAAUGUUCAUUAUCACUCAAACCCAGUACCAGUCAUUCCAGUUCAUUAGAUAAUAGGUAACCUAGCCGUAGCAGUUUUUUAAAAAUUUGUACGAAAUAAUAUUAAGCGCCAAAAUAACUUCACAUUCUAGAAAAUGUGUGAUAAACUCUCAGAUAACGUAGAUUUGAUAUACGACAAAGUAGAUGAUUUUGUUACUCAGCUUUCAAUUGAAGGAAUUUGUUAGCUUGACCCGAAUCAUGUAGACUGAAAACCUUAGUUUAUUACAUUAAUCUAUGAUUAAUUGUGUGUUUAUAUUGUAUAAAGCUUGGCUGCAUAAUAUCUUCAAGGUUCUGUUGAACAAUGAACGAACAUAAAGUAUGCUAAAACAAAUAAAAUUGAUUUUUGGUUCCAAAUAUUACGACUGAAUCUCUAGCAACAACGUCUCAGAACUCAUAGAGAAUUGUUACCGAAAACGUGGAGGCACUGUAUAUUUAGUAAUUUCGUUGGCAUUCGUAAUCGCAAUUAUAGCAAAUAUUUGUUUAUGAUAUCUGAAUCAAUUUUCUUCGAAUUUUGCUUUCUAGGAUAGAGAAAGGAAAACAUAAUCCUUAUAAUUACAAAGUGUGCAUUUUACUUUAUGAUUAACAUAAACAUUUUGUAACAAUUUUUCAACAAAGUGUAAGUAUUUUUUCUCAUGUACGAAUAGACAGUGAAUUAAAAAAAGAUCUGAUUUGUUUCCUCGCCGAAAAAUCCCAUCUCCCUGAAAGUUAAAAAUGACUUGACCCAAAAAUACGGAACGGUAUAUGUAGGAUCGCACGCCAAUCUGAAUCGAAGUUUUGAUAGUAUUACGCUAACUUACGAGUUCUGAAUACUUAGUUUUAGUCUAUGUUGAACCGCUUACUAUGUUAUAUCUAACUACGUAGUUUUGUAUAUCAUAAGAUCUAUGCAAUAUGCUUCAUAUUAGUUGUGGAAGGAGAUGGGGAAGUGCACAAUUCAACUUUUCAUUCAGUAAUCCAGAUUGUGGAGCGUUAGUCAACUACCUUCUAUUUAGAUGAUACACAGGAGUCUGAUAAUAAAUAAUUACUAACAUUGUGUCAGGUGGGGUUCGAAUCUUUAAACGCUUCAUAUGUAUAUUAUAACAUUUUUUGUGCUGCAAUACUGAUUAAUGAAUGUAGAUUUAGUUAAGAAAGACACCCAAUAAAGUAUUUGUCGGUAGUAGA
Molecule: messenger RNA, 4517 nt
Organism: Wyeomyia smithii (pitcher-plant mosquito)
Lineage: Eukaryota; Metazoa; Arthropoda; Insecta; Diptera; Culicidae
Gene: Oatp26F
Product: solute carrier organic anion transporter family member 4A1
Exons: 7
Coding region: 1017-3248 (743 amino acids)
Biological process (GO): sodium-independent organic anion transport; transmembrane transport
Cellular component (GO): membrane
Molecular function (GO): protein binding
Source: RefSeq, a predicted model, not a curated record